AUGCUUGAAGAACCUCAGACCGCUCCUAAGUCGCUGUCAGCGCGGAAGCGAUCUAAGGCGUCCGAAGAAGACGAAGAGGAACGGAGUAAGAAACGAUCAAGAGGCCGCCCACGCCUUGACACCAGAGAUGAGACGGCUCAAGAUCGUCGUCGAACGCAGAUCCGACUGGCGCAAAGGGCCUAUCGCAAUCGCAAGGAUACUGCAAUUACGACCCUUGAGGACAAAGUCAAGGAUCUUGAAGAUGCUAAUGAAAACAUGAGCAAAGAGUUCAUGAACUUUUUUGACUUUGUCCUCUCCCAGGGAAUGCUGGAAGGUGCACCUGAAGUUGCAAGACGUCUUAAUGAUACAACCCGCAAGUUUCUCUCACUCACAAGGAAAUCUGCCGAUGACUCAACCCGCGAUGGCAUCGAAGACACUCCAGCCUCUGAGCAAGCACAAGAGCAAGUUGUAUCACAGCCCCCAGGACGGCACCCAUCUGGCUCCGACUCUAGCACUUCUGACUCGGGGAGUGGUGAAUACAUGCUACAGAACCCACCUGGCUUUAGCGUUCCUCAAGAGAAGAGCCUGUCUACUCCACGAAGACCGGACGCCACUAUACGGCAACAGGCUACGCCCCCGCUGAACCUGCCUUACGAAAUCAUCACAAUGCCAACUACAGACAAUGCCAGUUUCCCGGUUUACGACACGCAAACGACAAUCAGUUUCGAGCAAAAUCCUUUCCUUCAAUCACCCUUUCCCAACGUCCAUUCGCCAACCAGUUAUGCGCCCCAAGAACGCAGUUUUGGUCGCCGCCUUCAGAGAGCAACUUUGGAGGCUGGUCUGAGGUUGGCAUCGAUGGCCAACCCACCUCCUCAUCGAUAUGCUGAGGUCUUUGGAUUUUGUCUACUAUUCGAGCCCAGGGAGUCUAUCAUCCGCCGCAUAUCUAACACAUUGGCAAGAGUGAGCCAGGAAUCAAUGUUUGUCUGGAGGUAUCCUUUCACGAACCUGGGUGGUGCUGGGACUUUCUUCCCAAGUAAUGGAGAAGCCGGGGGAAAUACAGCACUAGGAGCCAACGGGAACGCGAUACCGCUAGGAAACCAAGGGUUGACACAGCAUAUGAAGCCACAUGAGAUGACUGGGUUUUCAAUAGGCCCUUUCAACCCAGAAGUUGAAGCGGCCAAAGGUGAUCACAUUGACACUCGCAUGCGAAUGAUGUACCAGGGAUUUGAAGGGGACUUCUUCGAUGCAGAUGAGGUGGAAACAUAUCUACGUCAACGGGGUAUCGUGAUACCUGCUAACGUGGAUUUUGUUGAUGCUGAGAUUGAUAUGGGCUCGUUUGACGAAACCCCAGAUCUUUCGGGCUUAGGGACGAACAGCAGCUUCUUCGGAACGCAGCAACCCCCUGCAUCAAGCCAAGCGCCUUAUAUGCCGUCUCAGCAAGCCACAAGUGACAUAUCGAGUAUGUGGCAAAGCACGAUACCUACCACCAUCGCUACCACCACAGCGUCAUUGACACAAACUUCUCUCAUGGCGCCUGCAAUGAGCGUUGACUUCAUCAACAUUAUGCCAACAGUUGAGUCAACCAACCCUGGGCAGUUUGGUGCAGGGAUGGGAUCUCUCACAGAUUCAUCAUAUUUUCCUCGAUAUUGGGCCACAGAUGCCAGUUGGAUGAAGACAAAAGUGACGAUGGACGUGAAUAGACUAGUAGCAGAUGGACUACAGAGCCCUCAAGAGCAAACAAAACCGAGACUGAAGCCUCGCCUGGUCAUUCACGGAGGCGCAGGUAAUAUAAAGCGCGAUACGUACCCGCCGCAACAGUUUCGGGCUUAUCGUAAAGCUCUUGUUGACAUUGUCACCAGAGCGGACCAGUACAUGAGAAGUCAUGAGGUAGUCUCAGAAAAGUCACCCAAGAAGCUCCCUUCAGCUUUAGAUACCGCAACCUUCGCAGUCCGUCUUCUGGAGAACAAUCCCCUAUUCAACAGCGGACACGGCGCUGUGUUCACUCGUGAUGGAGUCAUUGAACUUGAGGCCUCAGUCAUGGUAUCCCGUGGUUAUAAGAAGCGAGGUGUCGGUGUCAUGGGUCUCCGCCAUGUGAAGAAUCCCAUCCUCCUAGCACGAGCAAUGCUUGAACAUGGCGAAGACGACCUGGAGGCGAAUCCCCGAGGAGUCAGCUCAGGCGAUCUUGAUGUCCCAUCCGCGCAGGGACAUACACAGCUCUAUGGAAAGGCCGCCGAGCAACUCGCGCAACAGUAUGGACUAGAGCUUGUCGACCCUAGUUACUUCUUUACCCAACGUCGUUGGGAUGAGCAUAUCCGGGCUCUCGAGAAAGAGAAGAAAGGUCUGGGGCAAGCAACCUGGAGUGCGACUGAGUAUCUACCUCAAGGGACAUGCGGCGCAGUAGCCCUUGAUCAAGAUGGUGUGAUCUGCGCGGCAACCAGUACAGGAGGUCUGACAAAUAAGCUCACUGGUCGUAUUGGUGACAGGCCUACAAUUGGGUCAGGCUUCUGGGCAGAGGAAUGGACCGAGGAUGGUGAUCCGACCGGGUCGUCCACGUGGGGUCGCUUGAAGAAAGCCAUGACCGAGUCGGGUCCCUCACUGGUGCUCAGCGAUGUUCUGAGAGGAACAUUGGCAGACUGCUUUCCGACUCCUGUGACAUAUACUCCCCUCGAGCUCAGUGGUAAACGAGUCUCAACCACGAGGUCCAUUGGCGGCUCUGGAACUGGUAACGGCGAUUCCUUUCUGAGGACAAAUGCGCUACGAACCCUUGCAGCUAUGGCGAGGUGGAAACCAGAGUCAGGUUCCAAGGCUGUGACUCAUAUUGCAGGCCCAGGCGGAGAGCUGGAAAGAAGUGCGAGUGAUAGAUGGCGCCGGACAGGUGAGGGUGAAGGCGGUGUCAUUGGCAUCGAGAGUGUUGUCGUUCGCGAUUCACAUGGCCAAGUCAUUGAGACUCGGUCUGAAGUCCUAAUGGAUUUCAACUGCGGUGGCAUGUUUCGAGCCUGGAUUGAUGACGAGGGAAAUCCCCAAAUGAGCAUCUUUAGCAAUGAGCCGUCGAGUGACUUAUAG
Molecule: messenger RNA, 3042 nt
Organism: Fusarium subglutinans
Lineage: Eukaryota; Fungi; Ascomycota; Sordariomycetes; Hypocreales; Nectriaceae
Product: asparaginase precursor
Exons: 4
Coding region: 1-3042 (1013 amino acids)
Biological process (GO): regulation of DNA-templated transcription
Molecular function (GO): DNA-binding transcription factor activity; hydrolase activity
Source: RefSeq, a predicted model, not a curated record